This is a messenger RNA of Dioscorea cayenensis subsp. rotundata (Guinea yam), 1682 nucleotides long. RefSeq lists its product as uncharacterized. The transcript is spliced from 5 exons. Bases 895 to 1212 code for a protein of 105 amino acids. Lineage: Eukaryota; Viridiplantae; Streptophyta; Magnoliopsida; Dioscoreales; Dioscoreaceae. The record is from RefSeq and is a predicted model, not a curated record.
GAUUCAUCUCUGCCACAAAUGUACAUAAAUUAUUGUGGUGUCUACGGCCUGAUGUGGUUCCCAUUCAUAGAACUUCUCUCAAUCAAUCUGAUUGUUCAAGCAUUCUGAUCAGUAUACUUCUGUAGGUUGAAAUAGUGUUCAUAUUUAUAAAUCACGGGACUGAGGCAAGUGUUCAAAUCCUUUUCAAAACCUCUGCUCUCAAUCCACCUGGCAUUUCCCAACAUAAAUGAGGCACAAGAUUUGUAAGAGCAAACUCAAUUGUGGCAACUACAAACUGUCUCUACAAAUCUUUCGCCAAACUUGAAAUCACCUCAUUGGAAAUCUAAACAACUGUUCUUAAAUCUCUUGGGUACGAUCUCUUUGUGCAAGCACAAGAUUUCGACUCCCUCAUUAUGAUCACUCUUGCUUUGUUGAUUACUAUUGUCUUUGAUGGUUUUUCGAGGAAGUUGUAAUGAAGUUGGAGGAUGUUGUCUUAUAUAUCACUUCUUUCAUUACUGACGCAAGGCCUCACUUCCCUUCAAACUCUGUUAAUUGAAGAUUGUCCAGGGCUGAAGUCUAUCUCAGAAGGCCUCCAACUGCUUCUUCCUACUCUCAAGAAAAUGACAAUCUUUGAAUGCUAUCUCAUGUUCAGUAAUGGGAGAACAAGUUUUGAGAAGCAUGGUCACAAAUCCUGUCCUUUAUUAGCAAUUUUCAUUUGUUCUAUUGCAUGUUUCAUUUAUUUCUAUUUCAACAAGCCUAAUACCAAGGAAAGAUGCAUCUUUGCGAUCAAUGUACACAAACUGUAGUGUUCUGUGCACAUGAUGGUUCUCAAUGUUAGAACUUCCCUGAAGAAUUCCAAUCCUUUUAUCACUGAGUAUAAUCUUGUGGGUGGAAUUGUUUUAGUACUUACAAGUCAUGGGAACUGAGAGUAAAUUCAACUGUGGCAACUGUCAACUGCAUUCCUCCUUUCGCCCGACACCAAAUGAAAUAGACUUGAAAUCAUGUCAUCUGAAAUCUAAAUCUCUGUUCAUAAAUUUAUCCGCCCUCCAACUCAGUGUCCUCGAUGUUCUAAAGCAGAUCUUAUUCGGAUCCUCCUUGGUCAACAUUGAACUUUUUCCAUCCGCCGUCUUGGCCUUGUCGUGCAACUUCUCCAUUACUUUUGGAUUCCAAACGAGCACUGCCAUGGCCCCCUCCAAGAAUAUGCAUGAGGCACCAACCAAAGUUCAUUUUUAGAGAAGAUGAUGCACACCUGAUUCUCACUUCUCUUUGUGCAAGAAUUUAGAGUUUCUUACUCAAAGAUUGUUGGAAUGUGCAGUCAAUUCUCAACUGCAAGUUUGUGUCGCCCCAGGGAUUUUCAAAACUUGACAUCUUGAAGAACUAAGGGAUUCCUGAAAUACUUUUAAACCCUUUGUUGCUGUUUUUGGGGAUACCAAUCAAUCACCACUUGUUUUUCCUGAUUCAGCUUUUUUAUCAAGAAUUUGGAAUUGCUGGCAACUAUGUAUUAUCAGAAUCAAGCAGAAGUUCAUUCCAUGCAGAUGAAAGACAUUAUCACAUGUUAUGUGUUGUAUCAUCUUUUGCACUAGUUUUCGAAUGUUGAAAAUUAAACAUGUUUUGAUUUCUCUCUAGCUUACUACCUUUUGCACUAGUUGGUCAACAUUCAAUUGGAACAUGAUUUUUUAUUGCUCUUCAGUUUACCAAAUCAA